AGCAACAGUAUGUGGGCUUCAUCUCUGCUGGCAUCAGCUUGCUAAACCCCAGCAUGCCAUCCAGCUGCCUGUCCAGCCAUCUUCUGCAAUCUGCAGGAAGCAAGGCCCUGUCCUCUGGAGGCUGGAAUCCCAGCCAAAGGCAGGGGCAUUUGCAUUUGUCCUAGGCAAGAGUCUGUUUUCCCCAGAAGGUGUUUCAACCCUGUCAGUACCAUUUUGAUUGCCCAUUCUGGCCUCCAGUGCUCUUUGGUGUCAAUUGCAGCCAUCAGUAAGCAGCCUCUCCACUCCAUCACUGAAGUCCCCAGUGAAACAGUAAUGGGUAUAUGCCCCUGCAGGCAGCCUGUUGUGUGGCACUGCUUUUGCACCUCCUCCACUGCCAGUGGGAGCAGCAUCUGGGACAGUGUCAUCAGUCCUGCUCAAACCUGCUUUUGCCUCCUUGAUGACAAAGCCCAGUAGCUGGAUAGAGAAGGAAGUGGGACCCAGCGCACACAACUGUUGGUCAGCACAGGGCAGGAUAGAGUCAGAGCAGCCACUCCAUGUCCUUGCAGCCCCCAACAGCCUGCUCUGCCCUAUCUUGCCCUGCCCCACACAGGGGCCUCCCUGGUUUCUCAGGGGAUGUUUUUCUUCCUACUCCAGCCUCCCGGCAUGCCGGUAGCCACAAGGGCAGGACGUGCUGCCUAUCUGAUAGGAGCAGUCUCUCUUGGCACUGUGGCUGGCGGUGGAGGGGCCGUGGCAUGGUGGUUUUGGGCACAGGGAAGUGCCGGUGAUGGGGCAGGGGGAGCCUCCAACCAGGCUUCCUGAGCUGCACAGCCGCCACUUCCCAGAUAAAGGUAUCACCCAGAGGAGCCGCAGCAGCUCCCAGCAGGGUGCUGGGAAGGGCCAAGCGCAGCACACACGGCCUCGGCACACGGGUUGCAGGAUGGCAGCUUGCCUGUGCCGGGGCCGGCUGCUCCCUCUGCUUCCUGCUGUUCUGCUCAGCUUCCACAGCCCGCUGUUGGCAACCGAGCCAGUGACAUCCCAAGAUGCUGCACUGCUGGUAGGGGUGCCUGAGGACAUCCUCUGCUUCACCCGCUCCUUUGAGGACCUUACCUGCUUCUGGGAUGAUGAUGAUGAGGAGGAGGAGGCAGCGAGCAGGAUGUGCCACUUCUACUACUGGGACAUGCCCACAGCAUGCACAAUCUCCACAUGGCGUCAUGGGGCCAGCAGGACACGGCACGUCUGCAUCUUCCCCAGCCAGGAUGUGCGGCUCUUCACCCAGCUCCACCUCCGCGUCCUGGACGCCACCAGCAACCAGACCAAGUACUGGCGGGACCUCAGCGUGGAUGCGGUGGGUCUCAUCGCUCCCCCAGUGAACAUCACGGCCCGCUGGGCUGGGGUUGCAGGGCAGCUCUAUGUGUCCUGGCAGCCACCACUCACCGACUUCCUGAACUUCUUCCUCUAUGAGGUGCAGUUCUGCCCUGCCAGCUCCUCAACCAUGUCCUGCAGCACCGCAGCAGGGCAGCACCCUGGGGACCCCUCUGUCGACCCAGCCAUCAGCACCCAUGCACCCACCACCGGGGCAGCUGCAGCCUCCCCGGGAGCGGGGCAGGGGCUGGUCCAGGCCAACACCUGGGUGGUUCUCCGGAACCUGCGGCCAGGGGUGAGGUACCAUAUCCAGGUGCGCAGCAAGCCUGACGGCACCUCCAUGGAUGGUGUCUGGGGACCAUGGUCGCAGGCAGUGGCUGCGGAGACACCCCACUCCUCCGGAGACAUCGGGCUGUGCUGCAGCACCUCUGACCUGCAGCAUGUGCGCUGUGAGUGGAGCUGGGACACUGCAGAGCCCCCCAGCUCCCACCAACUCUUCUACCAGCAACCUCCAAGCGGGGCUGGCACAAGGGAAGAUGCAUGGCAGCAGUGUAAGGAGGUGAGCGUGGAGACACUGGGCUCCCACACCUGCACGUUCCAGCCCAGGGUUGACAGUGCCAUCUCUGUCCUGGUGAAUGUCACCCAGCCCCAUCCACUGUCCACACUCAGCUACUUCAAGGAGCCCUUCUGGCUGCACCAGGCUGUGCUCACAGAAGCCCCACAGAUUGUGCAGGCAACAGUAUCACAGGGCCAGCUGAGCCUGCAGUGGCUACCACCCCUGGAGGUGCUGGCAGAGCACCUGGACUACCAGGUCCGCUAUGCUGUGCAGAACAGCCAUGACUGGAAGGUCCUGCAGGUCCCGCAGGCAGCCAGGAAAGAAGUCCUGGAUUUACGUCCAGGCGCCCAGUACCAUGCCCAGGUGCGGGCCCAGCCCAGUGGGCCAUGGUACCAGGGCAGCUGGAGCGCCUGGUCCAAGCCUGUCGUGGUUGAUGCCAUGGUCGAUGCGGGUAAGGAACAGGGCAAAAGCAGAGGCUGCAGCCAUCAGAGCCAGAGGCUACAGUGCCAGCAUUCCUCCGAUGCAGGCUGGACCAUCCCCAGUGUUACGCUGGUGCUGCUGCUCUUCACAGGAGUGCUCCUGGGCCUGCGGUGCACCUUCCCCUCCCUCUACAGCAACAUGAAGCAAAAACUCUGGCCCCCCGUCCCCGACCUGCACCGCGCACUGGGCAGUUUCCUCCACGAAAGCAGCAAGCACGGCCAGGCCAACACCUUCUACAAGCAGCCGCCGGAGGAGGCCGUCCUGCCCUGCCUGCUGGAGGUGCUGCCCGGCCCGCGGGGGGACGCGGGCUCGCCGCCGCCGGAGCACGCUGCGGACCGGCUGCCCAGCACCGACAUCGCCAACCAGUCCUACCUGCUCAUGAGCGGCUGGGAGCCCCGCGGGCCGCCCUGAGCCCCCCGCCCUGCCAUAAACGACACGCACAAACACACGGUCUCCUCUCCCGUUAUCCACGCCCCGGGCACACAGGGGAGAAACGCGACACUACCCACCCAGCCGCGGGGCUGCCACCCACCCGGCACCCGUAGCCGCCCCGCAGGGAGAGCCCCGCCCCGCCCCGCAGAUCAGCCAAUCACGAUGUGGUGCGCGGUGAUCGCCAUGGCAGCGGGGAGCGGCUGGGUUUGA
Molecule: messenger RNA, 3019 nt
Organism: Melopsittacus undulatus (budgerigar)
Lineage: Eukaryota; Metazoa; Chordata; Aves; Psittaciformes; Psittaculidae
Gene: MPL
Product: MPL proto-oncogene, thrombopoietin receptor
Exons: 12
Biological process (GO): cytokine-mediated signaling pathway
Cellular component (GO): external side of plasma membrane
Molecular function (GO): protein binding; cytokine receptor activity
Source: RefSeq, a predicted model, not a curated record